Messenger RNA from Pyricularia pennisetigena, 1815 nucleotides. RefSeq lists its product as uncharacterized. Gene Ontology annotation, cellular component: small-subunit processome; box C/D methylation guide snoRNP complex. Gene Ontology annotation, molecular function: snoRNA binding. The record is from RefSeq and is a predicted model, not a curated record. The coding region runs from base 1 to 1815 and encodes 604 amino acids. The transcript is spliced from 4 exons. NCBI's taxonomy places the organism in Eukaryota, Fungi, Ascomycota, Sordariomycetes, Magnaporthales, Pyriculariaceae.
AUGCCUCUUCUAAUUCUCGCUGAGACCAGCGCGGGUUAUGGUCUCUUCAAGGCCCGCGACAAGAAACUGCUCUCUGCAGAUGACCUAGAGAGCAGGCUAGACACUGCUGAAAAGAUCAACCAAGAGUUGAAGCUUAAGGAAUUCGUAAAAUGGGACAGUGCAGCUGCUGCCGUGGGGGAGAUUGGUGCUUUGCUGGAGGGCAAGGUCCCCCCGAUGCUGGCUAAGCUCAUGGAGAAGGUCAAGGACGAGAAGAAGGUCUCGCUGGCGGUGGCCGACAAGAACAUCGGUGUUGCCCUUCAGAGGAUCCCAGGCCUCAGCAACAUCACCGAGAUCGCCUCCGGAUCCUCCACGACCGAUCUCUACCGCGGUAUCCGUACCCAUCUUUCCGAUCUCAUCCCCGGAAUCCUGCCAGAGAACUUCAAGACCAUGUCUCUCGGUCUCUCCCAUUCACUCUCGCGCCACAAGCUACGAUUCUCGGCCGACAAGGUAGAUGUCAUGAUUAUCCAGGCCAUCAACCUGUUAGAUGAUCUCGACAAGGAACUGAACACGUACGCUAUGCGCGUCAAGGAGUGGUACGGCUGGCACUUCCCUGAGCUGGGCAAGAUCCUCAACGACAAUCUCGCCUACGCCCGCGUCAUUCUCGCCCUUGGCAUGCGCUCCAACGCUACCAAAGCUGAUCUGUCCGAGAUCCUGCCCGAGGAGAUCGAAACCGCUGUCAAGGCUGCGGCCGACUUGAGUAUGGGUACCGAGAUCAGUGAGGAGGAUCUCGAGAACAUCAGGCUGCUUGCCGAGCAGGUUGUCUCAUACAGCGAAUACCGUGCCCAGCUGUCUUCAUACCUCGACGCCAGGAUGCGCGCUAUUGCUCCUAGCUUGACGGAGCUGGUUGGUUACCUUGUCGGUGCCCGCCUGAUCGCCCACGCUGGUUCCCUCAUGAACUUGGCCAAGAACCCCGGUUCCACCAUCCAGAUCCUCGGUGCCGAGAAGGCACUGUUCCGUGCUCUCAAGACGAAGCAUGCCACACCCAAGUAUGGUCUCAUCUACCACGCCUCCCUCGUUGGUCAAGCGACGGGCAAGAACAAGGGCAAGAUCGCCCGUCAGCUCGCCGCCAAGGCAGCACUAGGUGUCCGUUCAGACGCCCUGACCGAGUUCAAGGAUGGUGAGGAGGCGGACGAGGAAGCUCGCGCCGUGUUUGGUGCCACCCAAAGGGCCAAGGUUGAGUCAAACCUCAGGAGAUUGGAAGGCAAGCCUAUUCUUGCGAAGGGCGUCACAGUCGGCCCCAACGGCAAGGCUGCACCGGCCCCUAGCAAGUGGGACGUCAAGGAGGCGAGGAAGUACAAUGUUGAUGCCGAUGGACUUGCCGGCAACGAGCCCGCCAGCGCCGAGACCCCUGUCAAGGAGUCCAAGAAGAAGUCAAAGAAGGCAAAGGAGCCUUCUCCCGAUGUUGACAUGGAGAACGAUGACGAUGCUUCGGACGAUGACAUGGAAGAUGCUCCAGCUCAAAAUGGUACCGGUGUCAAGGCUACUCCCAAGAAGUCAUCGGCCAAGCCAAGCAAGCUUACUGAGGCCGACUACGAGCGCCUUGCCGAGCAGGCUGGUAUCUCGGUGUCCAAGUUCAAGAGAAAGUUUGAGCGUGGCGAUGUCGAGCUGGAUUCCGAUGGCAACCCAGUCGUGCACAGCAAAAAGGAUCUCAAGAAGAAGCGCAAGUCUAUGGACGCUGGCAGUGAGAAGGGCACCCCGGCUGGUGGUGAGAAACGAAAGAGGGACGACGACGAGGAGAAGCCCAAGAAGAAGAAGAAGAAGCACAGCAUUUCAUGA